This is a messenger RNA of Pseudozyma hubeiensis SY62, 1773 nucleotides long. RefSeq lists its product as hypothetical. Gene Ontology annotation, biological process: rRNA methylation. The transcript has a single exon. Gene Ontology annotation, cellular component: mitochondrial matrix. The record is from RefSeq and is a predicted model, not a curated record. Gene Ontology annotation, molecular function: rRNA (adenine-N6,N6-)-dimethyltransferase activity. The coding region runs from base 1 to 1773 and encodes 590 amino acids. Lineage: Eukaryota; Fungi; Basidiomycota; Ustilaginomycetes; Ustilaginales; Ustilaginaceae.
AUGGCGUCAAUAGCAAGGACAAGCGCCGUAUCUAUCGCUCAGCUUGCAGCGACCUUCAGAACUGCUGCCACAUUACCAGCCGCCUCGAGACGGAUACUCCCCGGUCCCUCGCAUGCAGCGUCAUCUUCAAGAGGUUUCAAGUUGAGCACUACCUUAGCCUCAUCAUCUACAUCUACACCCUCGUCCACGAAGGAUGAUGCAGAAGUCAAGCCUGAGAAACCGAAGCGUAGGCGUCGGUCGAGGGAGGAGAUUCAGGCGGCUCAAUUGGCCAAACUUGCAUUUGGCGUUCCCAUUCGCAGCCAGAAGAGGACGAGGACAGCGCUCGGCGGAUCUGUUGCUCCUGCGCCGGAGCCUGAAACCGUAUCACUUCCAAAGCGAGGCAGAGGACGACCUUCAAACAAAUCUCGAGAAGCUCUAAAAGAAGCAGAGGAGCGCCGAACCCAACGUACCGCAGCCGCAGCACCAGCCGCACCCGCAGCUCCAGCUCCAGCGCCGACUCAGGCCGAACAACCUCUCAGCACCAAAGUGAUGCAGGAGCUUCUCGUACACAUGUCCUACGAUCACCUUCCACCACGCGACGAGUGGAAGACGGAGUUCCCAGUCUCGAAGCAGCACGAGACCAGCUACCGAUACUUUGUCAGCAAUCGAUCCACCAUCAAGGACAUCAUCUCGCACCUCGGCAUUACGGAUCCGGAACGCAACGGCAAAAAGGUCACCAUCAUCGAAGGGUACCCUGGACCAGGGACGUUUGCCAGCGAGCUGCUCAAGCUGGAUGAGGUGGAGAAGGUGAUCGCACUGGAAGGAGCACCUUGCUACUUCAAACGAAUCGAGCUGCUGCGAUCGCAGCUCGAGGAGAAGCAGGCCGGUGCAGGUUCAAGGCUGGACACGCUGGAAUCGUCGGCGUACAUGUGGGAGACGUACAACGAUCUCGUAACCUCAGAUAAACUGGCGCAUCUCAACGGACGUGUCCUCACGUCGGAGGGAAAGCCAGUCGAUUUCACCACGGACCAAUUUGUCGCUGCCGACCACUCGGAUGCGAGCUGGCAGAAGCUCUCGCCCAUGAUCUUCUUCGCGCAGCUUCCCAACACCGUGUACGGUGAGCAGCUGUUUGCGCAGAUCAUCACAGCCAUCGCAAGUCGCAGCUGGCUGUUUCGACACGGACGAAUCCAGCUCGGUUUCGUCUGCGGUGAGUCGCUAGCGAAACGUAGUGUCGCCGAAGCGGGUGACAAGGUUUCGCGCGGUAAGCUGGGUACCACCGUCCAGUGUCUAGCGGACAUCCAAGUUCAUCGGUACGCACACGAUCUCGCUCCACACACACAUCACUUUUUCCCACCCACCAUGAGCGUCGGUCCACGCGUCACGGUAUCCGGUUCAUCCAUCAUCCCCAACAGCAACCCUUCCACCGGUCUUACACGCACAGGAAUGGUCAUGAUGACGGUCACACCCAAAGCAAAUCCUCUCAUCAAACCGACCGAGAUCGAAGCGUUCGAAUUCAUCACCCGAAACUUGUUCAUCCUGCGCACCAAACCCGUCGCCGAAGCUCUGACACACGUCGCUCCUGGUGGACAGAAUGUACUCAAGAUGACCAGUCGAGAACAGGUGGAAAAAGGUCUGAUCAGGGAGGAAGAGGUGAUCAGACCGGACGAGAUCGUGAGCGAUCUGACGAACGCCCAGUGGGCUUGUCUCGCGAGGAUGUUCGAGAAAUGGCCUUUCCGACCCAGACACCUGUUCGAGGAGGGUAGGAUCAGGAAGGACAACAAGAGUCGCCAUUAG